AUGGCGAAGGAGAACUCUGGCUUCUCCACCAUCCCCGAGACUCCGGUGAGUGAGGCGAAGCCCCCGCUCUGCUCCCGCCCGUCCAAGGCCUCAGCGCGGCUCCGCAGGGAGAACGAGCGGGAGAAGGCUGAGAAGAAGAAAAGGCGCCAGCGGUAUGUGGAGAAGGGUGGCAAGUGCAACGUGCAGCACGGCAACGUGCGGGAGACCUACCGCUACCUCACGGACAUCUUCACCACCCUGGUGGACCUCAAGUGGCGCUUCAGCCUGUUGGUCUUCACCCUGGCCUACGCCAUCACCUGGCUCUUCUUCGGCCUCAUCUGGUGGUUCAUUGCUUAUUGCCGUGGCGACCUGGACCACCUGGAGGACCACACCUGGACGCCCUGUGUCAACAACCUCAAUGGGUUCGUCUCAGCCUUCCUCUUCUCCAUCGAGACGGAGACCACCAUUGGCUACGGUCACCGGGUCAUUACAGACAAGUGUCCCGAGGGCAUCAUCCUCCUGCUGCUGCAGGCCAUCCUGGGCUCCAUGGUCAACGCCUUCAUGGUGGGCUGCAUGUUCGUCAAGAUCUCCCAGCCCAACAAGCGGGCUGAGACCCUCGUCUUCUCCUCCCAUGCCGUGGUCUCACUGCGCGACGACCGCCUGUGCCUCAUGUUCCGGGUCGGGGACCUGCGCAGCUCCCACAUUGUGGAGGCCUCCAUCCGGGCCAAGCUGAUCAAGUCCAAGCAGACCCACGAGGGGGAGUUUAUCCCCCUCAACCAGACGGACAUCAACGUGGGCUUCGAGACGGGCGACGACCGCCUCUUCCUGGUCUCGCCCCUCAUCAUCAGCCACGAGAUCAAUGAGCACAGCCCCUUCUGGGAGGUCUCCAAGGAGCAGCUGGCGAAGGACGAGUUUGAGAUUGUCGUCAUUUUGGAAGGGAUGGUGGAGGCCACAGGGAUGACCUGCCAGGCCCGGAGCUCCUACCUGAUGGACGAGGUGCUGUGGGGACAUCGCUUCAUGUCAGUGCUGAGCUUGGAGGAUGGCUUCUACGAGGUGGACUACAACAGCUUUCACCAGACCUUCGAGGUGCCCACGCCCAGCUGCAGCGCCAAGGAACUGGCCGAGGCCACAGCCCGCAUGGACGCCCACCUCUAUUGGUCCAUCCCCAGCCGGCUGGACGAGAAGGUGGAGGAAGGGACAGAGAAAGAAGCAGGGGAUAAGGAGAGGAACGGUAGCCUGGCCAACCCAGAGACUGUACAGAUAAAUAAACGAGGCCCGCUCCAUGAAGGAGCAGGAGGAGGGUUUUUAUAG
Messenger RNA from Emys orbicularis (European pond turtle), 1290 nucleotides. It is a transcript of the gene KCNJ9, whose product is annotated as potassium inwardly rectifying channel subfamily J member 9. Gene Ontology annotation, cellular component: plasma membrane. Gene Ontology annotation, molecular function: G-protein activated inward rectifier potassium channel activity. The record is from RefSeq and is a predicted model, not a curated record. Gene Ontology annotation, biological process: regulation of monoatomic ion transmembrane transport; potassium ion import across plasma membrane. Bases 1 to 1290 code for a protein of 429 amino acids. NCBI's taxonomy places the organism in Eukaryota, Metazoa, Chordata, Testudines, Emydidae. The transcript has 3 exons.